This is a messenger RNA of Boleophthalmus pectinirostris (great blue-spotted mudskipper), 2138 nucleotides long. RefSeq names its product intraflagellar transport 56 (gene ift56). Lineage: Eukaryota; Metazoa; Chordata; Actinopteri; Gobiiformes; Gobiidae. Gene Ontology annotation, biological process: intraciliary anterograde transport; intraciliary transport involved in cilium assembly. Gene Ontology annotation, molecular function: intraciliary transport particle B binding; protein binding. Gene Ontology annotation, cellular component: ciliary base; ciliary basal body; intraciliary transport particle B. Bases 273 to 1940 code for a protein of 555 amino acids. The transcript is spliced from 18 exons. The record is from RefSeq and is a predicted model, not a curated record.
CGCCGUGUGUCGCAGACGUCUCAUCCAUGGUAGCAAAUCUACUCGAUUCUACAGUUGUCGACAUGCAUUAAAAGUAGAUUAAUAGAAUCAACGAAUAUUGAUGCUUUAAUCUUUUACAGAAGGUGUCGAGAGGUGGUUAAGUAGUCAUGCUUAAAACAGUAAUCUGACCAAUUUUGAGCUAGCUAACGCUAAAGUGAGUUCGGGGUGUUAAUAACAGAACUAAACCGUAGUCAUUGUUGGUUUCUUGAACAUCUUCAAACCAGGUUUUCAGAAUGAUCCUGUCUCGUGUAAAGCCAGCUGUAGGAGGUGAGGCACCUGAAAGCAUCAGAGAGAAAAAGAACAAGACUAAGGUCCCUGCUUUAGACGAUUAUCUGCAACAAAGAGACUAUCUCGGAGCUUUGACCCUGUUAGAGUUCCAAAGGAGCAUUGGUGAGAAAGGAGAGAAUGCAGACCUCUGGAUUGGCUAUUGUGCCUUCCAUUUGGGAGAUUAUAAGAGAGCCAUGGAGGAAUACAAGUCCUUAACUAGGCAGGCUGACUGUCCGCUAGAGGUAUGGGUCUAUAUGGCCUGUGCUAUGUUUUUUCUGGGCCUUUAUAAAGAAGCUGAAGAGGCUGCUUCCAAGGCACCUGUGUCUCCUCUGCAAAACCGGCUUCUAUUCCACUUGGCUCACAAGUUCAAUGAUGAAAAAAGGCUUAUGGGUUUCCAUCAGAACCUAGAAGAUGUCACUGAGGACCAGUUAAGCCUGGCUUCGAUUCACUAUAUGCGUUCUCACUACCAGGAGGCUAUAGAUAUCUAUAAACGACUUCUUCUGCAGAACAGGGACUUCCUGGCCCUCAAAGUCUAUGUCGCUCUGUGUUACUACAAACUUGACUACUAUGAUGUAUCUCAGGAGGUGUUGGCUGUUUACUUACAAAGUAUCCCUGACUCUACCAUUGCUCUCAAUCUGAAAGCAUGUAACCAUUUUAGGCUCUAUAAUGGCAAAGCUGCUGAAGCUGAGUUAAAAAAUCUCAUUGACAUCUCUUCCAGCUCAUUUGAGUUUGCUAAGGAGCUUAUUCGGCACAACCUGGUUGUGUUUCGGGGAGGUGAGGGGGCUUUGCAGGUGUUGCCUCCUUUGAUAGAUGUGAUCCCUGAAGCUAGACUUAACUUGGUCAUUUAUUACCUCCGACAAGAUGAUGUCCAGGAAGCCUAUAAUCUCAUUCAAGAUCUAGUGCCAACUACACCACAGGAGUACAUUUUGAAAGGUGUUGUAAAUGCGGCUCUAGGUCAAGAAAUUGGAUCAAGGGAAAAUCUAAAAAUUGCUCAACAGUUUUUUCAGUUGGUUGGUGGCUCAGCUAGCGAAUGUGAUACCAUUCCCGGGAGGCAGUGCAUGGCCUCGUGUUUUUUCCUCCUGAGACAAUUUGAAGAUGUGCUGGUCUAUCUUAACUCAGUCAAGAACUACUUCUUUAAUGAUGAUACAUUCAACUUCAACUAUGCACAAGCUAAAGCUGCCCUUGGCAAUUACAAGGAGGCAGAAGAGGUAUUUCUGCUGAUUCAAAGUGAGAAGAUAAAAAAUGAUUAUGUCUACCUCAGCUGGCUGGCUCGCUGUUAUAUAAUGAACCAGAAAGGCCGACUUGCAUGGGAACUCUAUCUGAAAAUGGGAACUUCCUCUGAUUCUUUCAGUCUACUGCAGCUUAUUGCCAAUGACUGCUAUAAGAUGGGACAGUUUUACUAUGCAGCCAAAGCAUUUGAUGCCCUGGAGAAACUGGACCCAGGAUCUAACUAUUGGGAGGGCAAAAGAGGAGCAUGCGUAGGUGUAUUUCAGCUGAUACUGGCAAACAAAGAGUCCAAGGAGACAUUGAAAGAGAUUGUGCCUCUGCUGCGCAAUUCAGGAAACCCUCAGGUUGAAUACAUCAUUCGAGCUCUGAGGAAAUGGGCCAAGGAGAACAGAGUCCAUCUUGCAUGACAGUUAUACAUUUUUUACAUUUUUAUUUUUCAAUGCUUACAUGUGGAACAACUAUGCUAUGCAUUUACUCAAAGUUCUUGAAAUCAAAUAAAUUAUAUGUGUUCUAGGGUUGCUAAACUGUGCAUAUUUUACAAUUUUAUGACUGCAUUUUGGAUGAUCAGGUUUGUACAUAGUGUGUAUUAAAAUAUAUUUUCUGAA